Molecule: messenger RNA, 2454 nt
Organism: Beta vulgaris subsp. vulgaris (sugar beet)
Lineage: Eukaryota; Viridiplantae; Streptophyta; Magnoliopsida; Caryophyllales; Amaranthaceae
Product: probable metal-nicotianamine transporter YSL7
Exons: 6
Coding region: 215-2266 (683 amino acids)
Cellular component (GO): membrane
Molecular function (GO): oligopeptide transmembrane transporter activity
Source: RefSeq, a predicted model, not a curated record
ACACACACACUCCCCUCCCCCAUCCCCCCUAACAAAUCCAGAUCAAAUAGACUGUUGUUAAUUUGAGCCCACCAAAAAAACAACUCACAUAACACCUCCACCUCUCCUCAAUCCUCCCUAUAAAUUCUCCCCACAAUUUCAUUUCCCUCAUUCUAUCCAAAUCCAAUCCUUAUUUUUCCUCAGAUCCCCAUUUUCUCUCUCCUAAGUCCUACCCAUGGACGAGGAAAAGGCGGAGAUUGCGGCAUCGCACCACCGCCACCCCCGGCGCGACACUUUAUCGACCGACACCGAUUUAUCGGCGUCUGUCGAGAAAGUAUUCUCUAGCAAACCAGUUCUUCCAUGGAAGCAACAGCUUACGGUUCGGGCUUUCGUAGUCAGCUUCAUUCUCAGCAUACUUUUCACUUUCAUCGUUAUGAAACUUAAUUUGACUACUGGUGUUAUUCCGUCGCUUAAUGUUUCUGCCGGAUUGUUGGGGUAUUUCUUUGUUAAAGUUUGGACUAAAUUUCUUGAGAAAUUUGGGGUUUUAAAGCAGCCUUUUACUCGCCAAGAGAAUACUGUUAUUCAAACAUGUGUCGUUGCCGCUUCUGGGAUUGCGUUUUCCGGAGGUUUUGGCAGUUACAUUCUUGGCAUGAGUGAAAGAAUUGCCAAGCAGGCAGACAGAGGCUAUCAACACGACUCCAAGAACCCGCAUCUUGGAUGGCUAAUUGGAUUCCUAUUUGUUGUUAGCUUUCUUGGUUUAUUUUCGGUUGUCCCUCUCCGUAAGAUUAUGGUUAUCGACUUCAAACUUACAUAUCCUAGUGGGACUGCUACUGCCUACCUUAUCAACAGCUUUCAUACUCCAAAAGGUGCUAUCUUAGCCAAGAAGCAGGUGGAGGCAUUAGGCAAGUUUUUCUCAUUCAGCUUUUUGUGGGGCUUCUUUCAGUGGUUCUUCACAGGAGGAACGGACUGCGGAUUUGUAGCUUUUCCAACUUUUGGUCUGAAAGCCUAUGACAACAAGUUUUACUUUGAUUUCUCAGCUCUUUAUGUAGGUGUGGGUAUGAUAUGCCCGUAUCUUAUCAAUAUAUCUUUGCUACUUGGAGCUAUUUUAUCAUGGGGUAUCAUGUGGCCCCUUAUAGAGACAAGGAAGGGUCACUGGUUUGAUGCAAGCCUUACCAAUACUGUUCACGGUUUGCAAGGUUACCAGAUAUUUGUAGCCAUAGCCAUCAUCCUUGGUGAUGGACUCUACAACUUUGUUAAAGUAUUUGGGCACACAAUUUUCGGUUUGUACAAGCAAUUUCAGACAAAGGAUUCAGGUGCUAUUCUUCCUUCUGAUGAACACCCAAACCCUGAAGUCUCUGCAUCACAAUCAUUUGAUGAACAACGAAGAACUCAUUAUUUUCUCAAGGACCGAAUUCCAACCUGGUUUGCAGCAAGUGGCUAUGUUAUCAUCGCUGUCAUAUCAAUCAUCACACUUCCUCACAUCUUUCAUAGUCUUAAGUGGUACCAUGUCCUAGUCAUGUAUGUUAUUGCACCAAUGUUGGCGUUCUGCAAUGCCUAUGGAUGUGGGCUCACUGACUGGUCCCUGGCAUCAACUUAUGGAAAACUAGCAAUCUUUGUCAUUGGUGCUUGGGCCGGUGCUUCUCAUGGUGGAGUUGUUGCUGGACUAGCAGCCUGUGGGGUCUUGAUGAACAUUGUUUCUACAGCAUCUGAUCUUUCUCAAGACUUUAAAACAGGUUAUAUGACACUAGCCUCUCCCAGGUCUAUGUUUGUAAGCCAAAUAAUAGGGACGGCAAUGGGUUGUGUUAUCUCUCCAUGCGUCUUCUGGCUUUUUUACAAUGCCUUUCCUGAUUUGGGUGAGCCAACAUCACAAUAUAAGGCACCAUAUGCUUCCAUCUACCACAACAUGGCCGUUCUUGGGGUUCAGGGUUUCGGCUCAUUGCCCAAAAAUUGCCUCAAAUUAUGCCUAAUAUUUUUUAUUGGAGCUAUGGCUAUUAAUGGGAUGAGAGACCUGUUGGGGAAGAAAUGGGCAAGAUUUAUACCGAUUCCAAUGGCUAUGGCUAUACCUUUCUACAUUGGAGGUUACUUUGCCAUUGACAUGUGUGUUGGAAGCUUGAUACUUUUCUUGUGGCAGCACAGUAAUAGAGCUAAUGCGGAUGCAUUUGGACCUGCAGUUGCUUCUGGGUUGAUCUGUGGGGAUGGAAUAUGGACUUUGCCGAGUUCUGUACUUGCAUUGGUUGGUGUUCAUCCACCCCUCUGCCUGCAGGUUGUUCGUAGGUUAAAAAAUUGAUGAUUUCUUCAGUAACCAGAAAGUCUUCAUCGGUGCAAAAGUGUUAUUGUAAUUUACAUGCCUAGUUAUACAACUUGUAGAUUCUUGUAAGCUAUUUCAAAUCUGAAUAUUAUUGAUGUUAGACUUUAUUUGUAGCUCAGUGUUAAAACAACAGCCAUAUAUACAGUAAAAUCUCUUUGAAAGUAUCA